Molecule: messenger RNA, 2606 nt
Organism: Tupaia belangeri chinensis (Chinese tree shrew)
Lineage: Eukaryota; Metazoa; Chordata; Mammalia; Scandentia; Tupaiidae
Gene: ZNF628
Product: zinc finger protein 628
Biological process (GO): regulation of immune system process; regulation of cytokine production; negative regulation of transcription by RNA polymerase II
Cellular component (GO): nucleoplasm
Molecular function (GO): DNA-binding transcription repressor activity, RNA polymerase II-specific; RNA polymerase II cis-regulatory region sequence-specific DNA binding
Source: RefSeq, a predicted model, not a curated record
GGCAUUUAAGCUGGGUAAGGGGGACGAGAACCCCUGGGGCGGAGGGUGCAGAGCCUCCAGGAUCCAGCCGUGGAGUCUGUGGACCUUGGGAGUCGAGGACGCCAGCUCCUGGGAGGAAGUCCUAGAAGGCUGGGUCGAGUGGGUAGUAGGUGGUCCAGGCUGGGCCGUGCACUGCUUGAGUGAGAGUGACAGUCUCGGGGCACUGCAGGCUGUGCGGCCUGUCCACGGGGGAGCGUCAGGAAGGAGGCCAGUGUGUAGGACACGCCACCUGUGGGGUGGCGCAGUCCUGAAGGCAGUGCUUGGCCUGGGACCACACCCAGCCUUUGCCGACCUGCAGCCUCCCAAGGAGAGUGACCAGUUGUCCCAGUGUGCGGGGACCUUUGUGUCUGGGCAGCAGAGGCCGGCGCCUGGCCCACCUUGGGGAGGGAGGUCCCCUGCAGUCUAGGUGGCCCCUACACUGUGGUUCAGGGUUGAGGUAGGUGUGCGGCUGCUGGCGGAAGUGAGGACCCGCCACCCGGCCCCUGACCCAGAAUCCCUCCCCAGGUGUGAUGGUCGGCUCCCACGCAGACAUGGCUCCCACCCCCGCCGGAGAGAAGCCUGGGCCAGUGGCCCCCGCCCCCGCGGCCCAGUAUGAGUGCGGGGAGUGUGGCAAGGCGUUCCGGUGGUCCUCCAGGCUCCUGCACCACCAGCGCACGCACACGGGCGAGCGGCCUUACAAGUGCCCCGACUGCCCCAAGGCCUUCAAGGGCUCCUCAGCCCUGCUCUACCAUCAGCGCGGCCACACGGGCGAGCGGCCCUACCAGUGCCCCGACUGCCCCAAGGCCUUCAAGCGCUCCUCCCUGCUGCAGAUCCACCGCAGCGUGCACACCGGCCUGCGCGCCUUCACCUGCGGUCAGUGUGGGCUCGCCUUCAAGUGGUCGUCCCACUACCAGUACCACCUGCGGCAGCACACGGGCGAGCGGCCCUACCCGUGCCCCGACUGCCCCAAGGCCUUCAAGAACUCUUCCAGCCUGCGACGCCACCGGCACGUGCACACGGGCGAGCGGCCCUACGCCUGCGGCGUCUGCGGCAAGAGCUUCACGCAGAGCACCAACCUGCGGCAGCACCAGCGCGUGCACACGGGCGAGCGGCCCUUCCGCUGCCCGCUGUGCCCCAAGACCUUCACGCACUCCUCCAACCUGCUGCUGCACCAGCGCACGCACUCUGCCGAGCGCCCCUUCGCCUGCCCCAUCUGCGGGCGCGGCUUCGUGAUGGCCGCCUAUCUGCAGCGACACCUCAGGACGCAUGCCCCCGCUAGCACGGCUGCUGCUGGCCCCACGGGCCCCGCCCCCUGCCCCCAGCCCCCCGCCCCAGCCCCGGCCCUGCCCGCCACCCAGGAUGUUCACGUGCUCCCCCACCUCCAGGCCACGCUCUCCCUUGAGGUGGCAGGGGGCACCGUGCAGGCCGCGCCUCCGGGCCCGGUAGCCCCCAACUCCCAGACAUUUCUCUUGGUGCAGACCGCGCAGGGCCUCCAGCUGAUCCCCAGCAGCGUGCAGCCCUCGACUCCCCCGCCUCCACCCGCACCCCCCAAGCUCAUCCUGGUGCCCGCCCCCAGUGUUGGCACUGGGGGCAGCCUGGCUAGGCAGGGUCCAAGGACAGCAGGGAAAGCUGGCCAGGGGGCGGGAGUAGUCUGGCUGCCGGGCCCUGGGAGUCUAGGGGUACAGGGAGGAGGCAGUGCGGGGGCCAGCGGGGGAGGGCAGAGCCUCAUUGUUCUACAGAACGUAGGGUGUGGGGAGGCAGGGCCGCAGGAAGUGAGCGGGGUCCAGCUCCAGCCUCUCCGGCCAGCACCGGAGGUGACCGCGGUCCAGCUCCAGCCCGCGCAGGAAGUGACCACAGUCCAGCUCCAGCCCGCACAGGAGGUGACCACGGUCCAGCUCCAGCCCGUGACAGGCCAGCUCUCCAGCUCUAGCGGGGGAGCUGUGGCCACCGAGGCCCCUAACCUGCUGGUGGUUCAGAGUGGGGCGGCAGAGGAGCUGCUCGCGGGCCCUGGGCCUGGGGAGGCCACGGAUGGGGAGGCCGGCUCUGGCGUGGUCCCGGAUGUGCUCUUUGAGACCCUGCAGACAGACGAGGGGUUGCAGAGCGUGCUGGUGCUGAACGGGGCCGAUGGGGAGCAGACCCGCCUGUGCGUCCAGGAGGUGGAGACCCUCCCACCUGGGCUGCCUGAGCCGCCGGCCCCUGGCCUGCAGGGACAGAAACUCCUCACCCGCGGCCCCCCAGCCACGGAACUGCUGGACAGCGGCGGCCUCGGGGGCUCCGCCACGCUGCAGCUCCUGGCCCCGCCGCUCUGUCCAGCCUCUGCCCCCGCGGGGAUUCCCGCUGCAGCCCCCACCUCCCAGAUGGUGCAGGUGGUCCCGGCCGGACCUGGGCCUGGGGGCGUGACCCCGCAGGGCCUGCCCUCCAUCCAGAUCGUACAGACUCUGCCUACAGUCCAGCUAGUACACACGUUUUGAGGAGACCGGACGGUGCCCCUGCCGGCCUCACGCUGAGACCCCGCCUCACUGUCUUGGCUGGGGUAGGGAGGGGGCUCCAGGCUGGGCGCACUAAUAAAGACCCAGAGUCUCCUCUUC